AUGUCUUUCCAGAAGCCCGAGAAGGAUUUCGGCGAGGGCCCUAAGGUCCACAAGAUCCGUAUCACCCUUACCUCUCGCAAGGUCGCCUCCCUCGAGAAGGUUUGCUCUGAGCUGAUCGACCGUGCCCGCUCCAAGUCCCUCCACGUCAAGGGUCCCGUCCGUCUUCCCACCAAGACCCUUCACAUCUCCACCCGUAAGACCCCCAACGGUGAGGGUUCUAAGACCUGGGACAAGUACGAGAUGCGCAUCCACAAGCGUCUCAUCGACCUCCUCGCCCCCACUGAGACUGUUAAGCAGAUCAUCAUCAACAUCGAGCUGGUGUUGAGGUUGAGGUCACCAUUGCCGCUUAAACUUACUCAAAAAUGUUCUAGUUCAGUUCAGGGAGGGAGUGAUAUCCGCUCUUGA
Aspergillus bombycis is the source of this 405-nucleotide messenger RNA. RefSeq names its product 40S ribosomal uS10 domain-containing protein (gene S10a). Gene Ontology annotation, molecular function: structural constituent of ribosome; RNA binding. Gene Ontology annotation, biological process: translation. Bases 1 to 405 code for a protein of 134 amino acids. The transcript has 3 exons. Gene Ontology annotation, cellular component: cytosolic small ribosomal subunit; ribosome. The record is from RefSeq and is a predicted model, not a curated record. Lineage: Eukaryota; Fungi; Ascomycota; Eurotiomycetes; Eurotiales; Aspergillaceae.